Messenger RNA from Gossypium raimondii (Peruvian cotton), 1032 nucleotides. Its product is annotated as ATP-dependent Clp protease proteolytic subunit 5, chloroplastic-like. The transcript has 6 exons. Gene Ontology annotation, molecular function: ATPase binding; ATP-dependent peptidase activity; serine-type endopeptidase activity. Bases 560 to 838 code for a protein of 92 amino acids. The record is from RefSeq and is a predicted model, not a curated record. Gene Ontology annotation, biological process: protein quality control for misfolded or incompletely synthesized proteins. Gene Ontology annotation, cellular component: endopeptidase Clp complex. NCBI's taxonomy places the organism in Eukaryota, Viridiplantae, Streptophyta, Magnoliopsida, Malvales, Malvaceae.
UUUCCCCUUCUUUUUCCCAAAAUCGAUCCCCCCAAUUUCCCCAAAUCGGCAGCCCUCUGCAGCCCAUACUCUCUAAUUUUGUUCUUUCUUCUUCCUAAUUUUUUAUUUUCUCGGUUGUGGCGGUGGUUUUAUUUUUGAACGAUUCCACGAUUUCACGAUUUCACGAUUUUUUAUUUGGGUUUUUAUUUGUCGAGAACUUUCUUUGGUUUCUCCGUUAAAAAUUGUUCAUCUUCUCUUUUUUUUUUUUUACCCUUUUCAUUUGCAUCGUAUCCAUUUGUCUAUCAUCAUGCACCUAUUUUCCAUCUUAGCUAAGGCGAUUUGGGAUGUUCUUUCAAUCAAAGAAGUGAUAGAUAUUAUAGAAUCUGCCCCAGCUUGUUCGUCUGCUGCUCGAACCUUGGUUCAAACAGCAGUUCGAGCAUGGAGAUACAAAUAUCCGACUUCAAAAGUUGAUGACUGUGCUGUUGUAAUAAUAAGGUUUUCUGUUGCAACGCAUGAAUUAUGAAAGGCAGAGAAAGAUGAGAAAAUUAUGACUGUGAUGUGAUGUUGUAUUAGUUAAAAAAUGGGAUUUCUUGGAAAUUUUCUAGAUCAGAUGCAAUGGGUUGCAUGGAAGAGGCUUUUAGCUUUUGAGAACAUGGGAGCUUUUCUUCUUAGUGUGGGAACUAAAGGAAAACGAUAUAGUUUACCUAAUUCACGGGUAAUGAUACAUCAGCAUCUUGGUGGAGCUGAAGGAGGUCAAACUGAUAUUGAUGUUCAAAUUUUGGAGUCGCGUUACGAGCUCGGGGAUCGUCAGCAUAGUCUAUCACACUAUCGACCGUCUUUGGUAUUUUAUAAAUUCUGAAUUCGAACCUAUGGCAUGUAUAGUCUAGUUAAUAUGUUUAAUUUUGGGAUAUGUGAAUAUGAGCCUUGCGAAAAUGGCUUACUCAUUUUGGUUAAGCUUGGUUUUAUCUUUUUGAUCUAUUUGGUAUAAAUAGAUGAUGUUUAAGCUUAUGCAAAUUUCGGUUAUAUAUAUGGAAGUGUGAUGUGUUUAGCAUA